AUGGCAAUGCCCAUCUCCAACACUCAUCUGAGAGUUCCUCGAGGUUUUGGUGCUAUACUUGAAGGAUUAACAAGAGAAAUUCUUCGAGACCAGCCCAAAGAUAUUCCAAAAUACGCUGCAGAGUAUUUUGAGACUUUGCUUAAACAGAGAGAAGAAACAGGCACAGACCCCUCUGAGUGGGCUGCCAAAUUAGAAGAUCGAUAUUACAACAAUCAUUCAUUUAAGACCUCAGACCAUGCAUCAAGGACAACUGUUUCUAACAUAAACUCAAAGGUCUCUGUGACUGAAGAUUAUUCUGGGCAGUCAGAGGAUGUGUCUAUGAAGACAAUGAAAACCCACCCCUUCACCAAGAGUGAAGAAGAGGAAUCGUCUCUCACUAUAACUCCAGCAGAGUCAGCCAAAGCGUCUCUAUUUGCAAGUGCAGACCCAACAACCUCCACACAAGCCAAUGGAUUAUUAAAUGAAAUAAAUGACAGCAAAGCUUCAAACAACUCUGAGUCAGAGGGUCAUGAGGUGCAAUUAUUGAGUGAGACUGUGAAUAUAGAUGCGCAAGAGUCAGAAAGUGAAAGGGAAGACGACGAUCAGGAGCAUACAGACCGAGAGGAAAAACAAGCAAAUGUAAAUAUCUGUGGUAAAGAUUUAGAGGAAACAACAAAUGCUGCAUCAGCAAUGGAGGAAGAUGCAGAGCAAAAAGUAGCAUUUGAGCCCAGUGACAUCAGGCUCCAGUCCCCAUUUUCACAACUGGAAAUUACCAAGCGGAAACAAAAACAGGCAAUUCAUGAUGCAAAUACUACUAUCUCUGAAGAUACUGAAGAAAGUAGCAACAAUAAAUCUUUAGUAGAGAUUAGCUUUGACAAUAUUCCAGAGAACCAGGAAAAUUUUAAUAAUGAAUUGAGAAUAAAUGUAGAAAUCAUGGAAAAUACUGAUACACUAGCAAAUGAACAGGAAGUACAAUUGGAAGAAGAAAAGCAAGAUGAUGACAAUGAAGAAAAUGCUUCAAAUCAUAAUAAUUCUAUGGGGGAAAGUGUUGAGAUUAUAGACACAGUACAUAAACCCACUACUAGCACAGAUCAUCUGAUAAGCGAAGACACAAAUAAUAUAAACAAUGACGAAAACUCAAGCCUGAAGGACAAUUUUGAAAAGUUUAACUUAACUCAAGACACAACUACAAUUGUAGAACAAGAAAAUGAAGGUCAAACAGAUCACCAACAAAUAGAGCACCAAAAAUUGUUUGACAAAGAUCCUGUAAGUGAUUCAACACAACUCACUAAUUCAAAUGUGAAAAUGUUGGAGGAACAGGGUGAAAUUCUAGAGAAAGAUGACGAAGAUUUGUUAGAGCACAAUGAAGAUGAACAAUGCCAAGAAGGAACUUUAGAAAAAUAUUUCACUGUAUCACAAGACCUGCAAUAUGAAGAGGAGGAGGAACCCAUGGAAGAAGGCACUGGUCUGCAAGAGGAGCAGCAGGACACCCCAGAUCCAGAAGGACAGUCUGAUGAAAAGGCCCACUAG
Molecule: messenger RNA, 1509 nt
Organism: Periophthalmus magnuspinnatus
Lineage: Eukaryota; Metazoa; Chordata; Actinopteri; Gobiiformes; Gobiidae
Gene: spa17
Product: sperm autoantigenic protein 17
Exons: 5
Coding region: 1-1509 (502 amino acids)
Molecular function (GO): calmodulin binding
Source: RefSeq, a predicted model, not a curated record